CCCAAAUCCUUAAGAUGAGUAAAAUGCUUGUAUAUUUAGUAGUUGUUCAAUGCAGGCACAGGCAAAAUUGAACAAUAUUUUUACAAUUAGCCUGAUUUUAGUGAUCUAAUUAUGGUUUUAGUCCCCUUAUUAUGUUGAAAUUUGGGAUUCAGUUUUUCUACUUUGAUUUGGCAUAAUUUAGUCUUUCUACUUUUACAAUAUUAUUGGUAGGUUCAAAUGGCUAAUAGUACAUCAUUUAAAAAAGAAAACCCAGCUUUGAGAUUCGGCAUAGACUAAUUGAACACUAUUUAUUGGAUUUUUUAAGAAAAUAGGCAACUAUUAACGGUGUUUAUCAACAAUUUGGAUUUACUGAUAAUAUUAAGGAAGCUUUAAAUUCUAAAAUUAGAAAAUCUAAAAUAGGAAGAUUAGAAUCUAAAUUUUAUAGUAGUGGAGGGACUGCAAUCAUCAUUAGACCUAAACUAGUAUGUUUAGUGUUAAAUUGUUAACGGCGUAUAUAGGAAGCUUUCAGACGACGCCGUUGAGUUGGUCUAGUUGCACCGAAUUUAUACGACGACGUUGUGCUGACCUAAGUGGGGGCCAACAGCUCGUACAGAGCUUCAGGUUCAACAUCAAAAUAUUCAAAACACGCUCGAACUUUUCAAAUUUCAAAUCCCUAAUGUUCCCAAAAGAAGAAGGGGUCUCUGCAAAUAAAAUCUAAUCUUCUCUGAUAGAUGGCUCUAAACAACAAGCUCAAAACCCUAGAGACCCGCAUUGGCAAUGGACGGGCCGAAUCGGAACCCGACUCCGAAGAGGACUUGGAGGAGCUGCAGACAGAUGUGAAGGAAAUGGCAGAGAAGAUUCUAGAAUAUAGAGCUACUAUUCCAGAUCAGCUUAAGACGACUCUCGAUUCAAUUCUUUCCACUCAAAGACCCGAUUUGCCCCGCAUUGAUGAUGGGUCGGAGCCUGGACCUUCAGCACAAAAUAAUGCAGAUUCAAAAGAGAUGAACUCAGAUGCCGAACAAAGGGCGGAAGAGAGGAUACGAUCACUUAAAGGCAAAAUUUCGAGCAACAUUUCAGCAAUGCCGGUUGUUUUGAAAAGGAUGAAAGUUUGCAUUUCCAGGAUUGAGAAGCUAGAGUCUUGCAAUGGCAUUAUACAUCCUGCUUUGAAAAAGAGAAAAUUAGUUGAUCCAAUGAAGCUUUAUUUUCAUAAUUGACGAAAUCGAGAUUUCGAAAUGAAAGGCUUACUCUACUCGUGUGUGUGUGUUUUUUUUUUCCUUCCACCAUUGCAGGUAUGGUUAUGGUGUAAUUACUUGAAGAUAUUGAUUUCAAUGUCUGUACCGCAAGGGAGCUUUCUGUAAUGAAAUGCAUUUUUUUUUAUUUAGUAGUAUUUUUGUUUCUCAAUUCUACUAGGGGCUUUGAUUGUCUUCUUAAAAUGUAAGAGCUGUUUUCGGUGUAAUUAUUUGUUAAGAUUAGCCUUUUUAGUAAGUUGUCUACA
Gossypium raimondii (Peruvian cotton) is the source of this 1474-nucleotide messenger RNA. RefSeq lists its product as uncharacterized. The coding region runs from base 711 to 1193 and encodes 160 amino acids. The record is from RefSeq and is a predicted model, not a curated record. The transcript is spliced from 2 exons. NCBI's taxonomy places the organism in Eukaryota, Viridiplantae, Streptophyta, Magnoliopsida, Malvales, Malvaceae.